CCACGUAGCCACGUAGUAUCAGAGUAAACUCUACGUAGCGUACGUACAGCAUUGGUACGUGCCAAGUUGCAUGGUACGUGCAGUGUCGCCAGUGUUCUCUGUUGUCGUUUAUUCUUAACCUGCCCGUGUGUUGACCCGUGUUUAAAAAUCUUUUGGACCGGAGGUGCCUGACUCAGCUUCAGUGUGGUUUGUGAGGAAACACUCGACUUGGAAAGUAAUACCACUAAGUUAUAAACGGGUCACCUAACAGCUAGGGAAGAGCUUGGUGGACCUGGUGACCUUCCCCGACACCUGGGUGGGUGUGUGUCUGACUUCUUGAUUACAUCUGGCCAGAGGACUGACAUAUGACCCAGUAUGUCAGCUACGUAACAGCAGUACCGAGCAGGGCCCUCACUCAACACUUUUAAUUGGACAUGUAAUUGAGUUUAUGGUUGUGUGUUCACUUAUAAGAAUGACUCGCCGCUCAGUGGUUAACUUGGUGUGCCUUUGGAAUCGAGCUGGCAGCCUGCUGCAUGGAAACUCCCUUCGCCCCAUCCACACUUCAAUAUGCAACACCUCAUCGCAGCCAAAAGCUGGAUUCAAACCGGAAAAGGUAGCAGUGGUUACAAAGACUACGCGAUAUGAGUUUGAACAGCAGCGGUAUCGCUACGCAGGGCUGUCUGAAGAGGACUUAAAACAGCUGCUUGCUAUGAAGGGCUCCAGCUACAGCGGCCUGCUGGAAAGACACAGCAUCCACACUAACAAUGUGGAACAUAUUGUGAAGAGCCUGCGGAGAGAAGACAUUGAGGUACGAGUUGUGAAGAGAGGAGAAUAUGAUGAAGAAGUGGUGCGAUGGGCAGAUGCCAUUAUCUCUGCUGGAGGUGAUGGGACAAUGCUACUUGUUGCCAGUAAGGUUUUAAGCAAGGACAAACCAGUUGUUGGAGUAAACACUGACCCUGAGAGGUCAGAAGGUCAUCUAUGCCUGCCUGUGCGCUACACUCGUGCCUUCCCAGAGGCACUGGAGAAACUCUGUCGUGGUGAGUUCAGGUGGCUGUGGCGCCAGAGGAUCCGUCUGCACUUAGAGGGCACAGGAAUCAAUCCCACCCCUGUGGACCUGCACGAACAGCAGCUCAGCCUGGAGCAGCACAGCCAAGCUCACCGCAUCACCACCAUGGACAGCCAGCGGAGUACGACUCCACCACCCGUCAUGUGGACAGGAACACUACAUGAGAGCUUCUCCAAGCCUAAUCUCCUCCCUAUCAGAAGCCUGAAUGAAAUCUUCAUCGGAGAAUCUCUGUCCUCCAGCCCCUUCAGCACCACCGUGCUCGUCUCUCCAGCACUCAUCAGGGGAAUCUCUGUCCACAACAGGCUGACGUUAAAAUCCUUCAAACCCCAUGCUAACCUCUUGCUCCAUAGGGCUUCCUACUACGAGAUCUCUGUGGAUGACGGCCCGUGGGAAAAGCAGAAGAGUUCAGGACUCAGCAUUUGCACAGGAACAGGAUCCAAAGCCUGGUCCUAUAACAUCAACAAACUUGUUGAACAAGCUGUGGAGGAGGUGCUAAAAAUCGGAAAGUCCCAAACAGGUCUUGAUAUCCCACUUGAUCGUGACUUUAUUGAAAAGGUUACUGAUGAAUACAACGAGUCUCUGGUGUUCAGUCCAGACGACAGGCGUUUGUUCUACAGCAUCAGGGAGCCCAUCGUCAACAGAGUCUUCUCCAGCAGUCGGCAGAGAGGCUUCGCCAGCAAGGUGUGUGUCCGCUCACGGUGUUGGGAUGCCUGCAUGGUGGUCGACGGUGGGACUUCAUUCGAGUUCAACGACGGUGCUAUCGCUACAAUCAGCAUGAGUGAGGAGGACCAGCUCCGGACAGUCCUCCUUGAAAACUGAGAUGAGUCCAGAGCACACGACACUUGACUGGUUUCCCUCCAGCCAACAGUGUUAAAAGGGAAGUACCAGUUUUUAGCGUGUAGCCUCCACAGGUGGUGAAUAUUUUUAUACCUGGAAAAAAAAAAGUAUCACUGUUACUAUUAAAUGUGUGCAUUGUGCCUUUUUUCAAGUUAAUUCUUUCCAAAUCACAUUUUCUUUUCUUUUACUUUUUAAUCCCCACCCCACUAUCCGCAGGUUAUAACAGGUUAUAACAGGUUAUAAUCCACUGGGUUAUAAUGGCUGCAGUCUGUGUCGCAGAUACUGUGUCAAGCAGCAUUUAAAGUAUUUUACUCUUGACUGUCUCUCGCUACAUCAGAUCAGCAGUGAGUUUCUGAGCAGCAGAAGCUGAACGAUCAGGAGGAGGGCUUAUGUUGAGAGAAAGCUCAUGCAUUUAUUAAUAUCCAUUUUUAAUGCAUCUAUUUGAGAUUAGAUUUUGGUCCCUUUUUGGCAGAGCAGUGACUUCUGUCUGAUACUUUGCCGUGAUGAUGGUGCAUGUCUAUUUGGGGAUCUGAUUGAAAUGGACAGAUUGUGAUGUGCCUUCACAUCUGUGUCGCCUGUUAAUGACUUAAAGGAUAAGAAUUAAGUUCUUCUACAUUUUUUUAAUUUCAAUUUUUUUAUUGUCAACAAAUCUCCAUUAGUCCGACUCACUACUUUCUGACUUCCCACUCAGCCCCAAGCCCACUGGUUCCUACAAAAGACAUAAGUCUAACAAAUAUAUAAUAUAUUUAAUUAUUUAAAAAGGCUCUGUGAUUUCCUCAAACAGCUGCUCGCUGUAGUUUUUAUCAGACUAACAGGAGGAAACAGAGCAUCUGUUGGGGACUAUUUCCAGCGGCGGAUGAAUCCACAUGUGGUGCUGUAGUGAGUGUUUGGGGCAGCAGGACGGUGUGUGUGGGGCUGAGUCAGAAUAAACUACAGUGUGUGUGUUCAUGGUGAUGAAGGAACAUGUCAGCCAGGGCAACAGAGCGGCUCUCUGAUGUGUUUUAACAGUUUCUGGACGACAGUGGAGGAAGAAGAUCCAUCAGCUGUGUUCACACACACUCGUUAGCAGAUACGUUCAUGAUGGUUUGGGUCUGCACAUCGGAUUUGUUGACUAUAAAAAAAUAUCACCAGACUUAUCCUUUCAGAAGUGUCAUUUGUGUGGAAAGUAUAUAAAGGCGUGUCUCUAUGGUGAACUGAAAGCACAGUGGCUGUUUGUUACUGCUUGUUUGUUGACUAAAGAUAUUUUUGGAACAUAGCUUAUAUUUUUUCUAGCUCUUUGAGCCAUUUGAGUGCUAAAAAUGAAGUUGCAGAGGAAAGAAUAAGUGCACUAAAAACAGAACUCCAUGCUUACAGGGGCAUUUUGCUCCAUGUUUUAGGUCAAGUGUCUGUCUCGUAGCCUGUCACCCUACAGGAAAGUGAGCUUUGGAAGUGCUACUGAAACAGCAGCAUGUGCCGGAGGGGGCGUGUCACAGACAGCAUAGUUUAAAUACCCGAUAUAAAGAAAUGAUUUUAAACCAUGCUUAAAGAGCUACUGCACACUUAAACGUGUUUUUUGAGCCAUAAACUAAAUGAUAUGGCUGUACUGUGAUGAAUCACAUCAGUGCUGGUGUUAUUAUGAAAAUCUACAUUUCAUGGGUUGAAAAUGUACUGUUUUAAAUCACCCUGAAUCUUGCAAGGCCAAUGCUGACAGUCAGCCGUUUGAGACUACUUUCCAAACAGUGUUAACGCCCUCUAAUCAGAGGUGGGCGGCCCACCUCCCCCUUUGAGUGGGAGUCUGUGAAACAGCGCUCAUAUUCAAAUAUAUGCAGAUCCAGAUGUCAGCAAGAGUUUAAGCUAGUUUUUGCGAACCCUCUUAGUAUUUUUCAGUUUUGGCCCAAUGGUUCGGACUUGUGCUUUUGACGGCUGUAGAAGCACCACCGGACUGCAUUCUUUCCCAUGGUGGUGGUGAUGAUGAUGAUGAUGAUGAUGAUGAUCCCAUGACACUGUUUGACCAACAUGGUGGUGUAAUUCCACAUGAGUAAAACGUUGUUGGUGCACCUUGUAACACCGCCCUCUCCUGGACUCUGAACCAGGACUAGUUUACAAAACGAUCAGGAAAUUUUAAUAUGCAGCGUGCCAAAGGCAGGGUUCCUCAAGAAGAUGUGUCAUGUUAAGGUGUGUUUUGUUUUUCAAUCAGAUAAAGUGGUAUGACAAAGAAA
This is a messenger RNA of Siniperca chuatsi (mandarin fish), 4080 nucleotides long. RefSeq names its product NAD kinase 2, mitochondrial (gene nadk2). Lineage: Eukaryota; Metazoa; Chordata; Actinopteri; Centrarchiformes; Sinipercidae. Gene Ontology annotation, cellular component: mitochondrion. Gene Ontology annotation, molecular function: NAD+ kinase activity. The record is from RefSeq and is a predicted model, not a curated record. Gene Ontology annotation, biological process: NADP+ biosynthetic process; NAD+ metabolic process. The transcript has 13 exons. The coding region runs from base 428 to 1864 and encodes 478 amino acids.